AUCCUGGCCCAGCCCCAGCCCUGGUGGAAGAUCCAGCUGUUCAUGUGGGAACCAGUGUUGUUUGGGACCUGGGAUGGUGUGUUCACGUCCUGCAUGAUCAACAUUUUCGGGGUUGUCCUUUUCUUGAGGACCGGCUGGCUGGUGGGAAACACAGGUGUGCUCCUGGGCUUGUUCCUGGUGUCCUUCGUCAUCCUGGUGGCCCUCAUCACUGUGCUGUCUGGCAUUGGCGUUGCAGAGCAUGGCGGGAUGGGCAGUGGCGGCGUCUACUCCAUGAUCUCCUCGGUGCUUGGUGGGCAGAUGGGUGGCACUGUAGGCCUGCUGUAUGUAUUCGGACAGUGUGUUGCAGGUGCUAUGUACAUCACCGGCUUCGCGGAGUCCAUCUCAGAUCUGCUGGGCCUCGGGAACAUCUGGGCUGUGCGAGGGAUUUCAGUUGCUGUGCUUCUGGCUUUGCUGGGCAUCAACCUGGCAGGAGUCAAAUGGAUAAUCCGACUCCAACUGCUGCUGCUGUUCCUGCUGGCCGUCUCAACCCUGGACUUCGUGGUGGGCUCCUUCACCCACCUGGACCCAGAACACGGCUUUAUUGGAUACUCCCCAGAACUGCUACGGAGCAACAUUCUGCCAGAGUACAGCCCUGGGGAGUCAUUCUUCACUGUGUUUGGGGUGUUCUUCCCUGCAGCUACAGGAGUCAUGGCUGGCUUUAACAUGGGAGGAGACCUGCGGGAGCCUGCUGACAGCAUUCCCUUGGGCACCCUAGCAGCUGUUGGCAUCUCGUGGUUUCUCUACAUCAUCUUCGCCUUCCUGCUUGGUGCCAUCUGUACCCGAGAGGCUCUCCACUCUGACUUCCUGAUAGCUGAAAAGGUAUCUCUGGUUGGUUUCCUCUUCCUGUUGGGCUUGUACAUCUCAUCCCUGGCUUCCUGUAUGGGGGGACUCUAUGGAGCCCCCCGGAUCCUACAGUGCAUCGCCCAGGACAAAGUGGUUCCUGCCCUCGCCUUUCUCAGGAACGGGAAAGGACCAAAUAAAACGCCUGUCGCAGCCAUCUGCCUGACCAGCCUGGUGACCUGGGCUUUUGUCCUUGUGGGCCAGGUGAAUGUUCUGGCACCCGUUGUCACCAUCAUCUUCAUGCUCACCUACAUCGCUGUGGACUACUCUUACUUCGCCCUCUCCAUGGCUGCCUGCGGCCUCGCCCCGGCUCCCGAGCCUGCGCCCAGACAAGGCCCAGAUGUUCUGCCCUGCUCCGAGCAUCUGCUCCAGGACAGGGCUCCCAGCUACGGCUCUGACGCCCCUGCCAGGAACCUCUCCGAGGGCACCCUGCUAGAGUUCACCAGAGACCUGGAUCAGCUGCUCCAGCCAAAGGAGGGGCUCGAGAGGGCUCAGCUUGUCAGAGAAGGGAACCAGAUCCCAAAGAGUCAGAAGCGCAAGGUUAAGAAAGACGCCAAGCAAACCCUCCAGGACAGCUUCCUCCUGGGCCCUGGGUCUCCUUUGUCCUUCCCUACUGGGGCCUCUGAGAGGCUGUCGGUUGUUUCCAGUGGGGGGCAAGAGUCCUAUCAGAACCAGCAGUUGUCUAGGAGUGAAUCACAUGACCAUCUUGUUCCUGACCUAUGCAACCAGCCUAGAGUCAACAGAGAAGAUUUCUUUCUGAAAUGCAGACUUCAGGAACAAGAGGUCUGGAGGAGACCAAGUGUUUCCUAUGCGUGCAUGUGCAACCCCUGGGUCUCCCUGUUAGGGGCUCUUGUGUCCCUGCUCAUCAUGUUUGUGAUCCAGUGGCUCUAUACCCUAGCUAGCAUGGGUGUUGCUGCCCUUGUGUAUUUCUACAUUGGCCAGGCCAGUCCAGGCCUUUACCUCGGAUCAGCAUCAAGCUUCAGCUUUUUCCAAUGGAUGAAGUCCUUCUUGGUCCCCUCCUGCAGGAGCCUGAGGUCCACGCCAGAGCAAAUCAUCUUGGCACCAUGCCCAGCGAAGGUCGACACGGCAAUGACUCAGCUUACCCAGGACAAUGCAGACUUUGCUGCCCGAGACCGUUACCACCGCUCCUCCUUCCUGAGCAGGGAACAGCUGAUGCCUCCCUACUAGGGCCUCGCUGGACCCCUCCUUUCUAGAAGCUGCUGUAGAGAUGGGGUACCCCGACCUCAGAAUCUCUGGAAGUUGUUUCUACCAAUAAGAAACCUCAAGACAGGUCUUCCCACCACAGCCUUGGACACCGGAAAUCACAUUCUGGUCUGAAGUGGCAUGUCUUAGCAGACACUAGGUGUGGCCGUGGCUUUCACACGUGCCCAACCUGAAGAGCCCACGGGCCACCAGGAUGAUGAGGUGACACCAAGCCAACCAAAUGUGGAGAAUCGAAACAAGAUUUCUUACUCCUGGGGCCACA
Apodemus sylvaticus (European woodmouse) is the source of this 2365-nucleotide messenger RNA. It is a transcript of the gene Slc12a8, whose product is annotated as solute carrier family 12 member 8. Gene Ontology annotation, cellular component: membrane. The record is from RefSeq and is a predicted model, not a curated record. Gene Ontology annotation, biological process: potassium ion import across plasma membrane; chloride transmembrane transport; cell volume homeostasis. Gene Ontology annotation, molecular function: potassium:chloride symporter activity. NCBI's taxonomy places the organism in Eukaryota, Metazoa, Chordata, Mammalia, Rodentia, Muridae.